This is a messenger RNA of Cylindrotheca closterium, 876 nucleotides long. NCBI's taxonomy places the organism in Eukaryota, Bacillariophyta, Bacillariophyceae, Bacillariales, Bacillariaceae. The record is from the annotation of a GenBank genome assembly.
AUGGCAACACAAGCAGCAGCAGCAGUGGCUUCCAAAUCAUCCAUUCCCAAAUUCCGCUAUUUGAGUGCGUGGUUCUGUCCGUUUGCACACCGAGCCACCUUGGCACUCGAACAUCAUCAAGGGCGAGUGGAGUACGAAUGGGUGGAAGCUCUGGGAUGGGAGCGACGAAAUGACGAAAAAAAUGUGACGGGUGCUGGACACGAAUGGUGGUACCAUUGGAAGGCCGAAGAAUUGAAACGAGCUUGUCCUGGAGCCUUGGUACCCACCUUGAUUCCUAUCAUCGAUGGCAAACCUGUAGAAUCCAAGUCGGUGUACGAAUCGAUACCAGUCAUUGACUACAUUGAUGCCGUGAGUGGGGCCACUGGCAAGGAUAAAUUGGUCAGCGACGAUCCAUUCUUGGCGGCCCGAGCCCGUGUGUGGACGGAAAAGUUGAAUCGCGAGUGCUGUUCGACCUAUUAUGGAGUAUUAGUCCGUCAGGAAGAAGACGAACGAAAGGAACACUUUGCCAAUCUUAUCAAGGGAUUGGAAAACUUUUCGAAACAACUACGAGAAACCUCUGGGCCUACAUUUUUGCCAGAUGGACAAUUGGGAAGUGUAGAUUUGACUCUGUUGCCAUGGGCCUACCGGUACUAUGUCUUCAAGGAAUACCGAGGAGAAGACUUUGUCAUCCCGGAAACCAAAGAGUUGGAAGCCUACCAUGAAUGGUUCGACCAUGUUACGAAUUUGGAUAGCCUCAAGCGUACCUUCCCUGACAAAGAUAGAUACUUGGAACACAUUUCCAAGUAUGCGGAUGGAAGUGCCCGAAGUAAGGUUGGGAAUGCUGUUCGAAGAGGAGUGGCGGCGCAUGAAUAUGACGAUGACAAGGACGAAUAUUAA